AAGAUAAAAAGAAAGAAAGAAAAAAAAGGGACUCUCUUUGUUUCUCUUUUGGAUCCCAAAUCUGGAGUUCUUAGCUUCUAAAAUACUUUUAAAUCUGCAUCUUUAAUGCUAAACAUUGAAAUUGUAUUUUGCUUAGUUGGAUCUGCAAGAUGGAAAGCAUGAAUAGCUUUUGGCAGUUAGGAGAUGAUCUCCGGGGACAAUCUAAAGCCUCAGAGGAUCACAAAUGGUUGAUGGUUGCCUCCAAACUGGCUGAACAGACGAGGAUAAAGGGUGAGCGAAUGAACAAUCUCGAUCUUUCAAAGGGUCCAGCUGAAGUAAGGACAAGGGAUAAAUUUGGGUUCCAUGAAGACAACAAAUUCGAGAACCUUAACUUCAAUAUGUUGAACUUGGACUCCAAGAUCGGAGAUAGUGUAAGCAAAAGUACCUUCCGAAAUGGUAUUUACAACACCGAUGCUGUUUACCAGAAAAAUAACAGCCACAACAUUGGGAACCUGUCUGCCAACAAAUAUAGCGGCAACAACCAUAGCAACAAAGAUAUUAAUAAUAACAGCAACACCAACUCCAACAACAACGAGAACAGCAAUGCAAACAAUGCUGUCGAUAAAAGGUUCAAGACUUUGCCUGCCACCGAGACACUCCCUAGAAAUGAGGUGCUUGGUGGAUACAUCUUUGUUUGCAAUAAUGACACAAUGCAAGAAGAUCUUAAGCGUCAGCUAUUUGGUUUACCGCCAAGAUACAGGGACUCUGUUCGGGCAAUCACACCUGGCCUGCCAUUGUUUCUCUAUAACUACACCACUCAUCAAUUGCAUGGUAUUUUUGAGGCAGCAAGUUUUGGGGGUUCUAACAUUGAUCCAACUGCUUGGGAAGACAAAAAGUGUAAAGGCGAGUCGAGGUUUCCUGCUCAGGUGAGAAUCCGUAUAAGGAAGGUAUGCAAGGCAUUGGAAGAGGAUGCUUUUAGGCCAGUCUUGCACCACUAUGACGGUCCCAAGUUCCGUCUCGAGCUCUCAGUUCCUGAGACUUUGGAUCUAAUGGACCUUUGUGAACAAGCAGGCUCCCCAUAAACAAAAUGCUAGCCGAGUGCAAAUGUAGUAGCAGUAGGGUUUGUGAUGCACGUUUCCGGAGAUUUUUCCAUAGAGCGCAAGCUGUGGUGGGUGUUAAAUCCAGUUGGGGAAAAAGUAGGAAAUGGCAUUAGCCACAUAUGAAUAAAUGCGUUCAUGUCAUGUGAAAGAUGCAUUGUAAAACUUUUGCAUUAAUAUGCUAUGAAUUAAAAUCCUAUCAAAGAUAUAUUUGCAAGAUGUCAAAAGAAAAUGGCAACUACGUGUAAUGUUCAAGUCCUCAACAACUGAAGGCUUUGAUGUCUAUUUUUGUGCUUAUAAUAUGAACUUUCUCCUGUCUUAUUCUUCAA
Gossypium arboreum is the source of this 1405-nucleotide messenger RNA. Its product is annotated as B2 protein-like. The transcript has 6 exons. Gene Ontology annotation, biological process: response to endoplasmic reticulum stress. The record is from RefSeq and is a predicted model, not a curated record. The coding region runs from base 150 to 1061 and encodes 303 amino acids. Lineage: Eukaryota; Viridiplantae; Streptophyta; Magnoliopsida; Malvales; Malvaceae.